This is a messenger RNA of Cariama cristata (Red-legged seriema), 2442 nucleotides long. RefSeq names its product dynein heavy chain 9, axonemal-like. Gene Ontology annotation, molecular function: minus-end-directed microtubule motor activity; dynein light intermediate chain binding; dynein intermediate chain binding. Gene Ontology annotation, cellular component: dynein complex. The record is from RefSeq and is a predicted model, not a curated record. Gene Ontology annotation, biological process: microtubule-based movement. Lineage: Eukaryota; Metazoa; Chordata; Aves; Cariamiformes; Cariamidae.
AUGAACGACCUCCACACCGUCCAUCCCAUGUACCAGUUCUCUCUGAAGGCAUUUAGCAUCGUGUUUCAGAAAGCCAUUGAGAGGGCACCUCCAGAUGAGAGCCUUGCAGCACGUGUGCUGAACCUCAUUGACAGCAUUACCUUCUCCGUCUUCCAGUACACAACCAGAGGGCUAUUUGAGUGUGAUAAAUUGACCUACACCACUCAAGUUACCUUCCAGAUACUUCUGAUGAAUAAAGAAAUCAACACAGUAGAACUGGAUUUCUUACUAAGAUACCCAGCACAGACCAGAGUCACAAGCCCUGUGGAGUUCCUGUCUAAUCACUCCUGGGGAGGAAUCAAGGCUCUCUCGUCCAUGGAGGAAUUCAGAAACCUGGAUCGGGAUAUUGAGGGGUCUGCAAAAAGGUGGAAGAAGUUUGUUGAAUCUGAGUGUCCUGAAAAGGAGAAGUUCCCUCAGGAAUGGAAGAACAAGUCAGCUCUGCAGCGCCUGUGCAUAAUGAGAGCCAUUCGACCCGAUCGCAUGACCUAUGCUGUCAAAGAUUUUGUAGAAGAAAAGCUUGGCAGUAAAUAUGUGGUAGGGAGAUCCCUGGAUUUUGCAACAACCUUUGAGGAAUCAGGACCUGCAACACCAAUGUUUUUUAUCCUGUCCCCAGGAGUCGACCCACUGAAGGAUGUGGAGAAACAAGGGAAGAAACUUGGUUAUACAUUUAACAACAGGAAUUUCCACAAUGUUUCCCUUGGACAAGGUCAAGAGGUAGUUGCUGAACAAGCUCUAGAUCUGGCUGCGAAGGAGGGUCACUGGGUCAUCCUUCAGAACAUUCAUCUGGUGGCCAAGUGGCUGAGUUCUCUGGAGAAGAAGCUGGAGCAGCACAGUGAGGGCAGUCACCAGGAUUUCCGUGUCUUCAUUAGCGCGGAGCCAGCACCCUCCCCUGACAGCCACAUCAUUCCCCAGGGCAUCCUGGAGAACUCCAUCAAAAUCACCAACGAGGCCCCAACUGGGAUGCAAGCAAACCUUCACAAAGCCCUCGACAACUUCAACCAGGAUACCCUGGAGAUGUGCAGCCGGGAGAAUGAAUUCAAGAGCAUCCUCUUUGCCCUCUGCUAUUUCCAUGCUGUUGUGGCAGAAAGGCGCAAGUUUGGCCCCCAAGGCUGGAACCGUUCCUACCCCUUUAACACUGGAGAUCUCACUAUCUCAGUGAACGUGCUGUAUAAUUACCUGGAGGCCAGCUCAAAGGUCCCAUAUGAUGAUUUACGUUACCUCUUUGGUGAGAUUAUGUACGGAGGUCACAUUACAGAUGACUGGGACAGGCGGCUUUGCAAAACCUAUUUGGAAGAAUUUAUUAAGCCAGAAAUGCUGGAGGGAGAACUCCUCCUUGCUCCAGGAUUCCCCCUCCCAGGGAACAUGGACUAUAAUGACUAUCAUCAGUACAUAGAUGAUGCCUUGCCUCCAGAAUCACCUUAUCUGUAUGGUCUCCAUCCCAAUGCUGAGAUUGGCUUUCUUACCCAGACCUCAGAGAAGCUGUUCCGCAUCAUGUUGGAGAUGCAGCCCCGGGACACCAGCAUGGGUGAAGGAGGAAUGGUGACCAGAGAAGAAACGGUGAAAGCCCUUCUGGAAGAUAUGUUAGAGAAAUUGAUGGAUGAGUUUAACAUUGCAGAACUGAUGGCAAAGGUGGAGGAGAGGACGCCCUAUGUUGUGGUUGCCUUCCAGGAAUGUGAGCGCAUGAACAUCCUCACCAGUGAAAUAAAGCGCUCACUCAAGGAACUGGAUCUGGGGCUGAAGGGAGAACUGACCAUGACAAGUGACAUGGAGAACUUGCAGAAUACCCUCUUCUUGGACAUGGUGCCUGAGUCCUGGGUAAAGAGGGCUUACCCUUCCACAGCCAGCCUGGGCACAUGGUUUGCUGACCUCCUCACUCGCAUCAAGGAGCUGGAGGCCUGGACAGGAGACUUUUCCUUACCCUCCACAGUGUGGCUUGCUGGAUUCUUCAAUCCCCAGUCUAUCUUGACAGCCGUCAUGCAAUCCACAGCCCGAAAGAAUGAGUGGCCUUUGGACAAGAUGACCUUGCACUGCGAUGUGACAAAAAAGAGCAGAGAAGAUUUUGCCAGUCCUCCUCGGGAAGGGGCAUAUGUCCAUGGUUUGUUCAUGGAGGGUGCACGCUGGGAUGCACAGGCUGGGAUAAUCACAGAUGCCAGGCUCAAGGAACUAACCCCGACCAUGCCUGUCAUUUUCAUAAUUUUUUUUGACAAACAAGAUAUUCGUAGUAUGUACCCAUGUCCUGUAUACAAAACACGCCAAAGAGGAACAACUUAUGUGUGGACUUUUAACCUUAAAUCUAGAGAAAAUCCUUCCAAGUGGGUGCUCGCUGGUGUGGCAUUACUGCUACAGAUCUAGGUUUACCAGUAGAGCACCUCGUUUUCAAACCCUUAACAACAUCUUUCUCAG